CAGUUACCUCCUCGACUCGGAGGCGAACGCUCACCCCGGCCCACUUACUGCCGGCUAUUCCGUCCAGCAUGGCCGUCCGACCCCUCGGCAGCUCCGUCUGCCUGCUGGCGCUACUCUGUGCGGUCUCCCGGUGCGCACUAGCCGACAGCGACUCCGGUGCUGGCACCAGAGACGCGCUGGAUGAUCUGCUGGCGCUCGUCAAUCGGGCAGUGAGAGAGACUGUGGACCCCAUCUCCGCCGAGCUCCGCAGCCAGCGCGAGCUGAUGAGCGACAUCUUGAGCAGGCUUAGCAGCCAGGACGCCCGCACUGACCAGCUGAACUUACGACUGAGUGAGCAGCAGGAUACCUUCAACUCGCGACUGGACCAGCUCAACGUAAGGCUGGACACCAUUAGUGCCCAAUCUUUCUCUCAGCUGGACUCUAUGCGGUCUGCCCUUGUCACUCAGGCAGAAUCGGCCAAUGCUCGACUUGAUACAAUUCAAGUUGCAUUUGACUCUCAAUCUAAAUCAGAUAAUACUCGGCUUCAUUCUAUCCAGGAGGCCUUAGAGUCUCAAAUUCAGACCGUCAAUGCCCGGCUUAACUCCUCUCAGGAGGCUAUGGAGUCUCAAUUUUCACCCGUCAAUGCUCGGCUUGAUUCAAUGCAGAAGGCUUUGGAGACUAAACCCCAACCCGUCAAUGCUCGGCUUGAUACCAUUCAAGACGCUAUAGAGUCUCAAUAUAUGUCCAUCAAUUCUCGACUUGAUUCUAUGCAAAAGGCGCUGGAGUCUCAGCUUCAGCCAGUGAAGUCUCAACUCGUCUCAAUCCAGACUGAGCUUGGUUCUCAGCUAAAUUCGUCCAACAGCCACCUCAGAAAUCUGCAGUCUGAACUUGACACUUCGCUGGACUCGGUUACCUCCCGACUGGAGUUGUUCGGCACACGAGUGGCCAAGCUGGCAGCGGCACAGCAGAACGCCACCACCGGACCACACGACUGCAGCGAACUGCCAAGCGGCUCCCCCAGCGGGGUCUACACUCUGCGUCUCGGAUGCUGCCGCUCGGACCCGGUGGAGGCAUUUUGUGAUAUGGAGACGGACGGAGGGGGCUGGACCGUAUUUCAGCGACGCGCAGACAUUCUGCCCAGGGAGGACUUCUAUCGGAACUGGACCGAGUACAAGGACGGCUUCGGAGACCUAUCAGGAGAGUUCUGGUGGGGGCUAGAGAAACUGUGGCUGGUGACAGGGACGAUGGGAAGGCGAUAUGAUCUGCGCGUCGAUCUGGAAGAUUUUGACGAGGAGAAGAGAUACGCACGGUAUGAGGACUUUAGAAUUUCGUCAGAGUUUGACGGAUACCGAGUAACGGGUGGAAACUACACAGGCAACGCUGGAGACAACAUGGAUUAUCACUUCAGACAGAAGUUCACGACUGGGGACAAAGACCAGGACAGUGACUCCGGUAAAAACUGCGCGCAAGCCCGUGAGAGUGGCUGGUGGUUUAAACAUUGUUACCAGGCAAAUUUGAAUGGAGUGUACCUAUCGGGAGAACUUAAUGAUACGGAGUGGAGAGGAAUCGUUUGGCAGGCGUGGAGAGGCUACCACUACUCCCUCAAAAGUGUUGAAAUGAAAAUACGUCCGUAAAGUUGCAGGGUCCGGCUACUUUUGGAAAGGGCUUGGAGAGCAUAAGGACCCAUGUUUUAUAUAUCAUUUAUUUCUUCUUUAACUAUUUGCGUUCCUGUUUCAUGUUUGCAUAUUUAUUUAUCACGAAUAUCGACGCGAAAUUCUGGGCUAAUCACGGAGCUCAGAAUUUAUACAAAAGCAUGUAUGUCAGCUGGGUGCAUCUAUGUAUAUAUUGUCUAUCGGCGAUGCAGACAGCCACGGUUUCGUGAUCGUUCAUAUAUGCGUACUGAGUAGCGCUAUUAUAGUUUCCAAUGCACCUAUAUAAUAAAUAUUCCAGUGUAUGCAUUGCGGGGACAGUGCUUUCGAUGCUUUGUGCAAGUUCGUUGUCGCCCGUCGCGUCAUAUGUAUGCUGAGCUCAUUGCACAAUGCACACUGGACAAUGCACAUGUCGCUUAGGGAAUAGGGACACUGCAAGUCAAAUACAAUGUGAGACAGCAAGACGACUACAUAUGUUUUGGUACCACUUUAUAUAAAUUUAGCAUUGGCUGAUCCUAACGGAGCCUGCUGCGUUCGAGUAGCCAAUGACUCUUGUAGAUCAGAUGUAAGUGAGUUCCAUGUCCUCCCAUUCCUGACUAAAUAAUUUGGCGGUUUGUGUGUUUUGAUCUCCAAUGCCUCCGUAGUA
Amphibalanus amphitrite is the source of this 2274-nucleotide messenger RNA. Its product is annotated as angiopoietin-related protein 7-like. The transcript has a single exon. Bases 69 to 1613 code for a protein of 514 amino acids. NCBI's taxonomy places the organism in Eukaryota, Metazoa, Arthropoda, Thecostraca, Balanomorpha, Balanidae. The record is from RefSeq and is a predicted model, not a curated record.